CCCCUCUGCUCUCCAUCUCCUCCUCCAUAGCAACGGAGUAACGCGUGCUUUGCAGAACCAUAAUCGUGCGCUCCGACUCGCCGCUGCAUCCCAAGGGGGAUCGCAGAGAAGAGACGCUCACAAACCCCUCUGUCGGAUCCCUCACGAUGCCGCUCGCUGCCGCCACGGCGCUCUCGCUGCGCGCCGGGUCCUCGGAGCCGCGAGCCUCGGCGAGGCUCCCGGCGCCACCGCUGUGACCGAUUCAGUGAUCGCCUCGCCGGAUGACUCUCCUCCUCCUUUGCCACUCUUCACCCAUCUGCCGGCCCGGAGACACCGACCCUGAGCUAGCGAUUCCGCCCACUGGAAUGGAGGUCCCAUCAUGCAGCAGGGCGGCCCCUCGCCUCUCCAUCGACUCUCGCGUGACGGUGCUGACCGCGGGCGAGGAUGCGGCGGACGGCGGCAGAUUGGGCGGCUCCGUGAUGAAGCGCAAGACGGUGCUGGCCGUGUUUUUGGUGGUGCUCGCGUACCUGGUGCUGGGCGGGGUAUUGUUCCGCGCUCUGGAGCAGCCGUUCGAGAGCAGCCAGCAGUCGACCGUGGCGGCCGCCAAGGCGACCUUCUUGAGCCGCCACGGCUGCGUGCCGCCCCACGAGCUGGAGGUGCUCAUACAGCAAAUCUCAGACGCCAUCAAGGUUGGGGUCAACCCCAUUGGCAAUGCUUCCAAGAAAUCGAGCCACUGGGACCUGGGAGGAGCUUUUUUCUUUUCGGGAACCGUCAUCACGACCAUCGGGUUCGGGAACAUCGCUCCAAGCACACAGGGAGGCCGCAUCCUGUGCAUGGCCUAUGCGCUCAUCGGCAUCCCUCUCUUCGGCAUUCUUCUCGCCGGGGUGGGGGACCAGCUGGGCACCAUCUUCGGCAAAGGCAUCGCCAACAUUGAGAAGAUAUUUGUGAAGCGGAAGAUCAGCCAGACACGAGUUCGUGUCAUGUCCACCGUGGUCUUUGUGGCCGGCUGCGUGCUGUUUGUGGCCGUGCCAGCUGCCAUUUUCAUGCGCACCGAGGGUUGGAGCUCCCUUGAGGCCAUCUACUUUGUGGUCACCACCCUCACUACCAUUGGGUUCGGAGACUUCGUGGCAGGUGGAGAUGCGGACAUUGACUACAGUGAGUGGUACAAGCCUCUCGUGUGGUUCUGGAUCCUGGUGGGGCUGGCAUACUUUGCCGCGGUGCUCAGCAUGAUCGGAUACUGGCUGCACGCUCUCUCGCGGCGCACAAAGAAAGAGGUGGGAGAGUUCACGGCGCAGGCUGCCGAGUGGAAAGCCAGCGUGGCGGCCGAGCUGAAGCAGACGCGCCGUCGGCUGAGCGUGGAGAUUCACGAGCGGCUGCAACGAGUGGGCAGCAGCAGCAGCUCACGGCGGCGAGCUAACGACGUACUGCGUCGCCACUCCAUGGACGUGCUCACGGCACAGAAGCGCGGCUCCUUCUCGCUCGCCCCCAAGGCCGGCUCCGCCGACGGAAUCUCGUCGGCCACGUCGCUCGCCAACGGGCAGGCGAUUGGCAUCACCCACGGCAACAAGCUUCUGCUGCCAAACGGGCACUGCCUGCCCGGGGCUCGUCUGGAGAAGCGCUACUCCAGCCCAUUCACAUGACCUCCAACCUCCAGUUGAGGAAUUGACAAAUCAAUGUAUUACUCUGAAGCAAAGGCUGACUCGGGGCUUCUGGAACCCAGUGUCUAAGGGUACAAAUUAAA
Molecule: messenger RNA, 1720 nt
Organism: Petromyzon marinus (sea lamprey)
Lineage: Eukaryota; Metazoa; Chordata; Hyperoartia; Petromyzontiformes; Petromyzontidae
Product: potassium channel subfamily K member 10-like
Biological process (GO): stabilization of membrane potential; potassium ion transmembrane transport
Cellular component (GO): plasma membrane
Molecular function (GO): outward rectifier potassium channel activity; potassium ion leak channel activity
Source: RefSeq, a predicted model, not a curated record